Molecule: messenger RNA, 1293 nt
Organism: Fusarium sp. VM40
Lineage: Eukaryota; Fungi; Ascomycota; Sordariomycetes; Hypocreales; Nectriaceae
Source: the annotation of a GenBank genome assembly
AUGCCUUCCGGUCUCCCCACUGCCCCCGACACUGAGAUUGGCUUCCAGCCUCCUCCCCGUUCCGCCUACCGUGGCGAUCCCUCCAAGAGUUUCAAGGGCAUCAGCCCAUUCCCCAUCUCAGGCCCCGGUAUUACACCACCAGUUAUUUACAACCCCGUCAUCAAUGUUCUUAGAGGCUACUUGGAGCUUGCCAAGCCUGGAGCACUCAAGGAAGCUGUAGACUCCGCGUACAAGAAGAUCCCCCAGUUCAUGGACAAGCUCCACAUCCACGAUGAUACAUCUUUCCUAGACUUUGCCAAUGAUCUGCUCAAGUGGAUUCCUGAAGAGAACUACGAGGGCAAGGAUAUCUACGAUAUUCUGUGCAUGUUCUACUUCAUCAUCGACCAGCCCCCUCUGGCCAGCUUGCAGACUCCCAUUGAUCCUCAGCAAGCUGGUCUGCCUCUCACUUGGCUUUCGUCGUGGAUCGUGGUUUACGCGCAACUCAUCGGCUUGUUCAUGGACUCACAGUCUUCCAUGACCGCGAAGUCCCUCGAGACCUUCAGCCAGAAGAACUCGCCCAAGUACAACUUUGACGAAGCCCUCGUCCCAGAGGGUGGUUUCCGCACUUUCAACCAGUUCUUCGCACGAAAGCUGAAGCCUGGCAUGCGACCUAUUGCAGACCCGAACAACGACCGAGUUAUCGUGUAUCCGGCCGACAGCACAUACGAUAACUCGGUUGAGAACCAGAACAUUGUCAACAUUGAGUCUGACGGCGUUGUUCGAAUCAAGGGUCUGCCAUGGACUAUUUCAUCGCUUCUCCAAGGCAGCGAGUACGCGGAUGACUUCCAUGGUGGCGUUUGGAUGCACGCUUUCCUCAACACAUUCAACUACCACCGUCAACACGCCCCGGUAGCCGGUGAAGUACUUGAGGCCAAGAACAUCCAAGGAGCUGCAUAUCUCGAGGUCAACGAGAAGUGUGAACCUGUCCGAACCAUGUGCGGCCCCGACGCACCUGACACUCCAGGCUACCAAUUCUUGCAAACACGUGGUCUCGUUGUCAUCGACAAUCCUGUGCUAGGUCUUGUGGCAGUUCUGCCUAUCGGCAUGGCACAAGUUUCCUCCGUGAAGCUGACGGUCCGAAAGGGUGAUAAGUUGGAGAAGGGAGACGAGAUUUCGUACUUUGAGUUCGGAGGGUCCGACAUCAUUUGUGUCUUCCAGCCCAAGGCGGGAUUGAAGGUAGAGGACUUUGUGGCUUCAACUGAUAACACGUAUUCUAAGUACGGAACUAUCUUGGCGAGAGCUCCUGAGAAAUAG